UUUGCUUUCUAAUUGUUGGCUGCAUGUUUAGCCAGGUAAUCACCCGUUAAGCCUCUGUUAUUAAAGGAGGUCAAAAGGAGAAGGAAAAACCGGAUGGACAGGAUAGAGUGCAGCCAUUCACAACACAAGUGGAGCACCACUCAAGGAGGACGAGUAGGACUUCUUGUUCUUUUCUUUUCUGAUCAUUUAGAAAAGGUAACAAAGCAUGUCCAAGGCAGGAGCGAGGACACCCUCUACAACUUCUGUCGACUCAGCCACAACAGAUGGUAGUAAAGAUGGUUCCCGAUCGAGUUCAGUCUCAGAAGCACCCAAGAAAUCAUCAAAGAAGUCCAAGAAAACCACAGAGAGCAUGAUCAAAGUCUACAACUCUGUGCUCAACAGUGUUUUUGGGGCGGAGAGGGAAUUAGCUCAGGCUGAGUUGGACGAGUUACAUGAGGCCUUCAAAGAGUUUGACUACGACCAAGAUGGAUACUUGAACUACAAGGAUGUGGCUGAAUGCAUGAGGACAAUGGGAUACAUGCCCACAGAAAUGGAGCUGCUGGAGAUAGUACAGCAGAUAAAGAUGAGAAUGGGCGGGUUAAUGGACUUUGAAGACUUUACUGAGCUAAUGGGGCCCAGGAUGAUGGGAGAGACUGCGGACAUGCUUGGACUCAAAGAGCUUCAGUCGGCCUUUGUACAGUUUGACCUUGAUGGAGAUGGAAAGAUCAACCAAGAUGAGAUGAAAGAGGCAAUCAAGUCGAUGCUGGGGGAAAAGCUGAAGAAAGGGGAACUGGAGGAGAUCUUAAAGGAGCUGGACAUUAACGCAGAUGGAAGCAUUGACUUUGAAGAGUUUGUGAUGAUGCUCUCCAUUCGCUAGCUGCUAUAAGGACGCUUCUGAAUCAUUCUUUAAAACCCAAUAUUGACAAUAUUUAUAAAGUAGGCAAAGACAUCUACAAAAAUGUGUGUGUGCCUAACUGUAAUAAUUACAUGAAUGAUGAAUUUUUGGGAAAGAUGCUGUGUGGCUCUUGUGUAGUAUCAAAUAUGGUGCAUGCUCUCAACAGUUAUUUCGAAAGAUACAUGAAUGUUUUUCAGUACUAUAACAUGUAAAUAAGACUGAUGUUUCACUAUUUUACUAAAGCAAUAAAAAUGUUUUU
Messenger RNA from Etheostoma cragini (Arkansas darter), 1133 nucleotides. RefSeq names its product calcium-binding protein 2. The transcript has 8 exons. NCBI's taxonomy places the organism in Eukaryota, Metazoa, Chordata, Actinopteri, Perciformes, Percidae. Gene Ontology annotation, molecular function: calcium ion binding. The record is from RefSeq and is a predicted model, not a curated record. The coding region runs from base 206 to 856 and encodes 216 amino acids.